UGCAGUUUAAAAGAAGACAGAGCACAAUGGCUUCUGAAAGGCAGGAAGUUGUUAGCAGUGAUCUGACCACUUCAGGCAUCCCGCCACCUACAGACCAACAAAAGGAGCUAGCCAUUCAAGCUAUGCAGGAAUUUGAGAAAGGACAGUUUACUCCGUGUGUGAACACCAUGACAAAGUUAGGGAAUCAACGGGGCAAUGAUCCAAAAGUACUACAUAAUAAAGCUGUGGCAUCAUUUUAUCAAAGUGGCGCCUGUGCUGUGGAGGAUUUAAAGGCAGCUCUUCAGACUGUUUGUCAAAUGGUAUCUUUAACUACAUAUGAUCCAAGUGAUGGGGUAGAGGAUGUUGAUAAUGCUGUGCUGUACUACAACCAGGCUGUUCUGAACUACCACAUGCGACAGUACCGAGCUGCUCUUCAUAUUCUGGAGAAGGGUUUUCAUUACAUAGAGCCACCAGAUGAACUGCUGGCUCAAAAUGUGUUGCUGCUGUGGGUGGAGCUGUAUCUUUGUGUUUGUCAGCCUGAAAAAGCUUUAAAUAUGCUGGCCUACUUAGAAAAGUCUCUGAAUAGUGGAAAGGAGGCCAAAACAUGCGAGAGAGGCGAUAAAGGAGAACAGAACAAAGAUGCUGGGAAGGAAUCAACAAAUACUGAGAGCAGUGAAAUGCUGAGAGCGCGGCUGUGUCUGUAUAAAACAAGAUGUCUGGCAAUGAAAAAGUCCAUGAAGUCUUGCAAGAGAGAAAUCAAAACAUUGGUCAACACUCCAGGCUUAGCAGCAGGUCCAACUGUUCAGUACCUGCGUGCUUAUUUUGAAUACCUGAGAAGCAGCUUUCGCAAGGCACAGAAGAUGCUAACCUCUUUGCCUAGCACAGCAUCAUGCUCCCCGGGAGAGAGCCUUCCUGUUAUGUACUACAAUAAUCUGGGCUGCAUUCACUAUCACCUGCACAAGCACCACACUGGAGCCCUUUAUUUCCGAAGAGCUAUGAUGGAGAACGAAAAGAUAGUGAAAGAAGUGAAGAGCUCCCAAAAGGGUAAGCCACUGCACACACUGGGAGUGAGUCGAUAUUAUGAGCUAAUGUACAACAUGGGUCUGCAGCUGCUGCAUUGUGGAAAGUCAUCCGCUGCCUUUGACUGUCUUAUUCAGGCAGUACAGGUUUAUCAGGUGAACCCUAGGCUUUGGCUGAGACUAGCAGAGUGUUGCAUCAUGCAUAACAGAGAGAACAAUGAUGAUGAUGCUAAGCUUGAGAAGAGACUUCGAGUAAUUGAAGGUUCUGUUGGUAGUGGCAUUCAUAGAAAAAUAAUCUUGGGGCCAGGUACAGGUCAAGACAAGGCUCUGACCAGCACAAAUCCACCAGCUCUGCCAUCUCUUCAGCUUGAAUUUGCUGCUCUUUGUCUUCGUAAUGCAGUCCUCCUGCUUCCUGAUGAUCCACUAGAUUCAGAAACCUCCUCGACUGAUGAUAGCUCUGAUGGAAACAAACCGAACCCAGAACCUGUAUUAGUCCCGGCUCCUCCAGCAAACCCCAUGAGAAUGGUGGAAGUGGCCAACUUGAGGUGCUCAAUACUUGCAGCAAGUGCAUAUGUUGCUCUUUGCCUCAAUGACCCUUUACUGGCACUGCAGCAUGCUGAAAAUCUUCUUCGACAGCCACGUCUCUCUGGUGCUCAGCGUUAUGUAGGCAACAUGUACAUGGCUGAGGCUCUGGUAGCUCUGGAUCGUGUGGCAGAUGCCAUCAGUCAUCUUAGCCCAGACACUCUCACAACGGCUGACAUCAUUACUGUGCCACCGGAAGUGAAGGCUGACCCUGAAAAAAUAGACAAGAACGAUAAGGGAGAGAAAGAGGUGAUGGAAAAUUUAGAGGACAAAGUCAGGAUGUUUCAUACAGCAGCCCCGUACCCUUGGAUCCCACGGGACCUGCAAAAAGCAAAGGCCUUGAUGCAACAUAACCUGGCUGUGGCACAUGCUGUCCGUGGAGAAUAUGACAAAGCCAACAAAUAUCUUUCAGAAGGGUCAACCAAUAAUGGCGCACCAUUGCCAGCUCAAAUGUACUACCUGAAGCUCUACCUUGAUCUCAUGGAGGGAAGGAGACAGAUGGCCCAGUCGGUAAUCAAAGAGCACUUUGGACAUGUGACACCCAACCGCUAACAGCCAUAGGUUAUAAGCAGGAUGUAUCAGUCAAUAAGUUAAUAAAAUCUGGAUGGCCUGGUGCUAUACUCAUCUAAAGAAUUUUGUGCCCAUUUCUAGAAGGAAACAACAGUCCUUAGGUGAUGCAGGAAGCAGUUUCUAAUGCGGAAAUCUUUUGCUAAACCACCCCCACCCCCAAAACAUUAAAAAAUUUAUUACAUAUGGAAGAGAUUUUUUUGUGUAAGUGAUUUGUGUACAGAAAAUACAUCAUCUUCUUAUGUGCUA
Molecule: messenger RNA, 2396 nt
Organism: Pomacea canaliculata
Lineage: Eukaryota; Metazoa; Mollusca; Gastropoda; Architaenioglossa; Ampullariidae
Product: CCR4-NOT transcription complex subunit 10-like
Biological process (GO): negative regulation of translation; mRNA catabolic process
Cellular component (GO): CCR4-NOT complex
Molecular function (GO): protein binding
Source: RefSeq, a predicted model, not a curated record